Molecule: messenger RNA, 7229 nt
Organism: Pocillopora meandrina
Lineage: Eukaryota; Metazoa; Cnidaria; Anthozoa; Scleractinia; Pocilloporidae
Source: the annotation of a GenBank genome assembly
AUGGAUCGGUUGGCACUCUUAUUAGACAGAAAAAUGCGAUUAAUUCCGAACUGGACACAGUUAGCACGGGAACUGAGAGUUGAUGAUGCUGUAAUUAGCCGAUUGGAACAGUACAGUAACCACAGCCCUACCAUCCAAUUGUUUGAUUAUCUAGAGGUCAAGCGACCAAACCUAAGCAUUCAACAACUUCGACAAGGAUUGACACAGAUUAGUAGGAAUGAUCUGAACGUACUGCUCACAAAUGGUAACUACGUUCUGUUUCUUGUAACUAAUUACCAAGAUGCAGUUGUCUUUUACCUUUAAUUUUAUAAUCUAUCAAAUAUUUUUGCUUGCAUGCGAUGGAUCUGAAGAAUUGCUUGACCCAAUAUGCCCCUGCUAAGAAUAAUAAUUUCGUUCGCAUUUUCAAACCUUACGUUCAUUACAAUAAGAUCAUUUGUAAGAGAUUUAAUACAAGAUGAGAGGGUUUUGCGAUACGUUGUAGCAGAAGAAGGAAAUUAUUUUUUGUUCAUAAAGUGGUACCAGACAACACUAAAAAUUAAACAUCCCACGUAGUAAAUAGCAAACUUUUCAUAAACAUUUUGUCCUGAGCGUCGCAAAAAUAUUCAAAGGAAAUACUUAACACAAUUGUCUCAAUUUGGCGUUAAAACAUGCUCAUAUGUUUGUCCAUGUACAUAAUCUUUUCGCCAAAGCUUUUGAUAGUAGUGAUAAAACAUGUGCAUCAACACCAACUACAACAAAAUUGAUGACUACCAUGGAAGUAAUAGCAAUUUUGAUGAUAACGAUAAUAUAAUGUUAAUAAUGGUAAGCGUUCUUUUCAAAAUAGAGAAAGAUUCAUCUAUAUUCAUCCUACCUCUUUGGAGGUUUUUUUAGGCUUAUGUAAGAGGAAUUUACAUUGUGACAGUUUGUCUAGCGCACGAUUGACCCUCUUAAAAACACAUAUCAGUGUCAUUUCUAAAACCGGCGAAGUGCCACGGCUUUUAUAAGAAUCUCAAUAUAUUUGAAUUCAUGGCUGCGUGAUGUUCAAAUAUCGAGUGGACUGAUUGUGUAGCGUCUCUUACUUCACAUUACACGCCAUGACACUGAUAACAUUUGUUUUAACAGCUGGCUUUGAUGACCAUGAAGAGGUUCGAGGGGCAAUAACAUCAGGAGAUCCACAAACUCAGACUUCCCUUAAGAAGGAAAUUCUCGACAAAAUUGCUUUAGCUUUAGAUGGGACAUCACUGGUUCUCGGAAACUGGUACAGCCUGGCGAUAAAAUUCGACGUGUCAAGGGAAGAAUGUUGGAAGAUAGGGGCACCUUCAGCAGAAAGCCCGACUAACCAACUGUUUCAGUAUUUGGAAGCUACUUGCCCAAAGAUGAAGCUGAAGAAAGUGGUGGACGCCCUUUGUUUGAUGACCAGGCAUGACUUGCUAGACUUUAUAGCUAAACAGAACUUUGCAGGUACGUCAUACACUUUACCUACCACUGAUUCGAAAUUUGAGAUAUGAUUAGAUGCAAAGUAAAGAGAUAUUUUGUUGUCUUUUUCAUUUUUCCGUACCCGGCGUAUUCCCUCCUUGGCAUAACUCAUUCGAGAAGAUAAUGCCUCUCUAAAUUCUUAAGUGUAGGUUACCUUCUCCGGACGUUAAUGACAAGCCUUAUAACCCUCCCAGUCCUCUGGAAGAGUUUCUUCUUCCAAAAGCGUAUGCAGGACAUCUAAUGUAGUGUCCGUUUCAGACUGCAGUAGGUCUAGGGUGAUGCUAUUCAUACCCGACGCCUCAUCGUUCUUCAUAUCAUUCUUUUGCCGGGGCUUCUAUCCUGUCAUAUCGCGGCGGUGGCGUUACAUCCCAGUUCCUGUGUUCAUUUACUUUCCAAUCAUAUCUAACAUCUUUGUGCAGUUAUUAAAUUCCAACAUUUUUCAUCAACUCUUGUAGAUGAUAACCUUCUUGCCACUAAUGAGUUUUCUUUAUUGCAGAUGAAGUGCUACUGAAAGAUGUCAUGAUACCUGGAUCGAAGCUCCUGCAAACGAUGGCGGAUAAACUCAACCGUACAAUACCUGCCGUUGAGAAUUGGAAAAACCUAGCUUUCAAGUUGGAAAUCCCAAACGACGAGAUCCGAAAGUUUGAGGGCAUGACGAGAGAAUCUGAGAGAACAAGUCCAACUAUUGAAGUGAUGAAAUGGGUGGCCGCUAAAUUCCCUGACACUUGUUUAACUGAUGUUGUAAGGGCAUUGGACAAGAUUCAACGAAAUGACGCAGUUAUAAUCAUAACAGAGGAAUUUCCAGAUACAGUGGGUGAGUGGAAAAGGAAAGUUAUUGUGUAGAUAUUGGAGAGUUUUAGAUCCACGUUUGGUUCUGAAUACGUGUGGCCGCAAACCGCUAGGAGUCGCGUGACCAGACUCUAGCGAUCACGUUCGCCGUUGGCCGUCCACGUUUGAACUUCGGGCAAACGCAGUUUAAGGUAGUUGAACUCCCUUGACGCUCUUUUCCUUCCUGUUCGAAGGUUCUCACGUAUGUCCCAUAAACAUAUAUGAGGUGAAGUCUUUUCAUUUCCACCAAUCCGUUUGGGACGCUGGAAAACCAAUCUUUUAGACUCAUUUUGUGUUUGAAAUGAAGGGCCUCCAUCCUUGGUGUAAUUCAAGACGGCGGCGCACAAUUUAAUUUUUUUCAUGUGAAAGCCGACGUCGAUCUAAAAAGCUGAAAGUCUCGAAACUUCUAACUUCUAACCACAAACUGCUGACCGCGGUUUGACGUUUGCGGUGAACAAACCAAACGUGGAUCUAAAACUCUCUAUUCUCCUUUUAAAUCAGCCUGGAAUAUUCUUUAUAGUUGAAAAUCGGGUAAAAGAUGAUCCUCGUGGCCAGAAUUAUAUCUAAUGUUCGUUGUUUCAAACACUCCGGUUUUUUUAAUUAGCGCUUUUUAAAAACAGGCUGGACAUACUAAAUUAUUGACAAGGAACUUAAAGUUUAUAAGUUAAAAGCUUUGGCAACCAUAGUUUAUGGGGGUGAUAACUACUUCCGAUAACCUCCCUACUUUUAUCCAAAGGAUAAUGGUAUCGCUAUCACAAGGCCCCAAAAAUAUCUAUCAUCUUUAGUCAACAAUUAAAUACUUUCUGUGCUACUUUUUGAAAUAAUGUCGGUUUAAUUUUCUCAAGAUCAAUCCCUGGAACGACUGGAUUCUUCACUGCACGAUAGCCUCAUCAAAGAGAUGCCGAUUAACGAUCCAACAGGCAGGACGUUGUCUUAUUGUCGCAAGGGGGAAAGAUCUGUUUCAUUCUCCAGUAAAGGUAAAACUGUCGCGAAUGUUCAAUACAGAGAUUGAAAGUAGAGAGGUUUUAAAAUUCGUGUACAAUUGUAGGUCCCUAAAUGCCUUCUACAGAAUGUACUCGAUUUUCAGAAGAGCAAAGAGGUGUUCACCGGGCUUUCAGAUGAGCUAUUCACCUUUUACAGGCGUUGCGAGAAAUAUUGUUGUAAUUAGUAGCACCGUUAAACCUUUUGCUCAUUAAACCUUCAAAUCCGUCGUGGUUUUCUUUAAAUUUCUAUUAACUCGUCAAAACAAGAGUGAGUGCUGUUAAUUGUUGCUAGUCACUUUCAAUGCCUUAUAUUACACUGGAGUAUAUUUAGCAUGCCUUUCUUUUAUUAUCACCUUUCAGUUGCAGAAGACAUGAUACGAACUGGUCACUGCGGGCUCUUGCCAGAACGAACAAGCCUAGUGGGACGCAGUGAGAUUUGUGAAGAUAUUGUAACCCUAUUGACUUCAAACAAAUCGGCUGAAAUUGUGGCACCACCUGGAUACGGAAAAACAACGGUGGUAAUCGAGGUCGCUUAUAGGAUGAUCGAAAGAGGAAAGUUUAUCGCCUAUGUUAAACCCCGUAAUGUUACCUGUGUAGAAGAUCUGGCAGGCAAAAUUAUUGAGGCUUUAGGCUUCGUUCACGGAGAAGACGCAGUAACUGAAGUAUUUCAUCGCAUCUGUUACUUUAAGGAGAAGAGUGUGGUGUUGAUCAUUGAAAACAUCGACGACUUAAUGCAUCUUGAGAAUCAAACAAGUGUCAACGAACUCCAUCAAGAACUGAAAUCCAAAACGUACUGUGCAAAAAUGCGUGGAAAAUACUCGAAGGAUGACUUUUUCACCUUUUUAAAAGACAUAGGGCUAAUUUCAAACGUUCAACUGAUCCUCACAUCUCGAGAAACGUACAAUUUCCCAAUCGAAGUUAUUGAUUUAGGGCCGCUUAAUGACGAAGAAUCAGCUGUUCUGUUCACAAAGAGUGACGGUAAUCUAGACGAUAGCUUGAUCAAGGAACUGGUCAAAGUUUGUGGCGGUAUUCCUCUGAUAAUUUGCACUGUGCUCUUCAUUCUUAAACGGGAAAAUCCGAAAGAGUUUACCGAGAGACUCUCUUCAAGUUCACCUAGUGAUCUCGUCAGAGAACUGAACCCAGAAUUUAUGGCAAAUGAAGACCGCAUUGAUAAGUGUCUGGAAAUCUGCUUUAAACGGCUUAGUCAAGAGAACCAGAAGAUUCUUGUCAUGUUCUCCACAUUUCCGUACAGAUUCACGCAAGAACAGUUCCAAACAGUAUUUGAGUCAUCAGUCGGACACGAUUUUCAGACACAUCUAAAUUGCCUGAAGCAAAGCAGCCUCCUUCAUUUCGACAGAAAGAGUUGUCAAUACUCCCUUCAUCCUUUCAUAAGGAACUUCUUUUCUUUGAUGCCCGACCACAAUGAAGCGAAAUCAGUCUUCCUUCGUCACUACAGUGAUUUGGCCGUUAGCCUUUGCCGUAAAUUUAUGAGUAAGGAUUCUAAGUGUGCGAUUGAACAUUACAGAGCUGAGAAGGAAAACAUUCGAGAGGCCAUGGCGUGGUGUGGAGAUGAGCAUCCUGAGCUUGAACAAAGCUUAAGGGAGAAGUGCAUCAAUGCCUUUAAUAAGGCCGCCGUAUUUCUUGCAAAGAUGAUGAAAAGGCAGGAGUUCGAGUCGCUCUUCUGCAAGCUCGCGCAUCGUUGUCGCUACGACAUGCCUCUUUACAGUACUUGCCUAACGCACAUUGGAAUGAACAUAGUUUUAAGUUGUACAUGCACACCUUUCAUUUGCUCAAGAGCGUUAUAUCGUGCCAAGAGUUUGCUGUCAGAUGCGAAUGACAUCCAGUCAGAACGUAAUGACGUGAAUAACAGCAACCGGGCCCAGUGCUUAAGUAAGCUUGGUUUCUGUUGCGUUCGCGAGGGGCGUGUUGAAGAAGGCUAUGUACACCUGGAAAAAGCCUUAAAAUUACGACGGGAGAGAGCAGAGAAAUCAAACAAAAGGAAAGACAAAGUCAUGUUAGCGGCUUGUUUAAACGAUUUAGCAGGUUGGUAAUUUUACAAGAUUAUUUUUGUUUCAUGAACCGAGUUGACAAUGUAAAUUGGCCACCGUAAAGAGUUUUCGCCUCUAGCUUUGAAAAUCUCACAGUAGCCAAUGUGCAUUAUCAACUCAGUUGAAAAAAACAAAUUAUCAUAUUAAACUCCCUCACCGACAUAGCACCACAGUGUUAAGAAACUUCCCCCCUCUAGGAAUUUUCCAGACUUAACUUUUGAGAGUAAAAAAAAGUGAAAAGUCACCUUCACCACGUGUAUUCCACAACACCUCAAAGUUUCGAGAUGCAUUGAAACUUUGCAGAAGCCAAGUAUCACCUUUACUUUCUUCAAAUAACAUGACUUGUAAGCUGAAUGUUUUAAAAGCCUUAUCUGAUAUGAAGCUCGUGUUUGCGCGACGAUUUUCAUUGUAACUAUUAUUCGCAAAGUAUAAACAGUCCUAACUAAAAUAGUUCUGCUGCCAGACGAAGUUUUCGCAAGUGGGUAUUUGGGAAAACCUAAAGAAAUGGGAGAUGAGUACAGCAAUGUGCCAUUUAAGUUUGCGUUUUUUUCCUUUUGCAGCUUCUCAAAUGGUUCAACGGAACCACUUGCUUGCAAUUCAAACAAGACUCGAUUCUGUGCUUCCUAUUUAUAAAGAGAACCUCGGAGAUCAUCCUUUCACAGCAACAACACUUAACUGGAUUGGCAACAGUUACUACGCUUUGGGUGAUUACACCGGCGCCAUCAAAUACAGCAGCACAUCAGUAAACCUCCAACGGCAACUGCUGGGGCAACAUCAGGAAACUGCAAAGUCUCUUUAUGAUCUGGGAGAGGCGUUUAGCGCGAAGGGAGAUUACCAAAGGUGAAAGAAUACACUGUAACAGUCUUAUAUUUAAUACACAUUGAACUGAUUCCUUUCUUUUAAAAGUGUUUAGAACAGCACGAAACAUUGACUCGAAGGCGGAAUUCUAGGACAAAGACUUUCUUAGCAUUUCCAACACGUAAUUUCUAACUUUGACUGUUGCUGUUUGACCUGAAGGAACAAUGGAAUUUAAGUGUUGGAAAAGUUUUUUUUUCUGUGCUUUAUCUUUGUACAAAUAUAAAAAGAGAUAUUUGUUAGAAUAAGAUAUAAAAACCAUCAUCAAUGACUUCAGAAUGACGUUGAUGGAAUCAGCUUACAGUAAAUCUGAACUCCGAUUUUGCCCAUUUUCUCUUCGAUCCUUGAAUCCACACAAAAGAAAAAUUGGAAGCAAUUCUUGUUCAAAGGAAAUUCAAAUAUUUUCACUUAUUUAGGUGUACACAGAGCCGAAUUUGGCAACAAGAACUUGGAUUUCUGCCGUUAACCAUGAGCGCCAUGUUCUUUGCGCCUGCAUGAAACAUGAUUUUCCCUUAGGAAAUUCACCACAACAAAGACGGCAAGCGUAGUAACGAAAGAGCUUAGUAUUAAUUUGCUUCAUCUUUUUAGUGCCCUUGAUUACCUGAAAGAGGCUGCUAAAUUACAAGAGGAAGUAUUAGACACACACGAAGAGCUGAUUCACACAUACCAAACCUUGUCGAUUGUCUUGCGUUAUCUUGGAAGAGAGAAGGAAGCCGAGGAAGAAGUGAAAAAGGCAGAAGAGUGUGCGAAAAAUUUGGCUUCUUGGAAAGCCCCUUUAAAGAGAGUUGAGAGCCACGAAGGAGAAAAAGGAUGGAUGGCUGUUUCAACCAUUCCUGAUGCACAACCAAGAAGUUCAGCCAUUGCUGAAACAAAGCUAAGAAGUUCAACGGUCUGAUUUAUUACCCCCUGCCCAUGAUAGACGAAAUACAUUCAACAAUGCUCACUGUAUCAGUUAUUAUAUUUUCACUUCGACAAGUAAAUCAGUCUGCUCAUUCAAGCAGACGGUUGUUUCUUGUCGAGCUGAAAUGACUUCUUCGUUAUAGGAGAGAAAAUUGCAGCA